ACAUUCUUUAACUUUAUAGAGAGAGAGAGAAGAGAUUAUUAGUUUCAUGCAGAGAUGAAAACCAGUUCUACUCAUCAAAUCAAUAAACAUCGAUCAGCCAUAAUCAAAUACUUCCUUCCCUCUCUCUUCCUCUCACUCCCUCUCUUUCUCUUCCUUCUCUCCCUCCAAUCCGGUCACCGCCGCACCACCACCGUCACCACCACGAUACAAGCCAAACCCAAGCCAGGCUCCGGCGACCUCCUCAGAAUACGACCGGGAUACUCCUCCUACGACAACUACAUCCAGCGCCAGCUCAACAAGACUCUCAACCCGAAGCUCCGCCAGAUAUGGACGACCCGAGACUGGGACCGGAAAAUCAAAGUCUUCUCUCGAUUCUUCGACGAGCUGAAACGACAGAGCCUCCUCUCCAACGACUCCAGAGCUCUCUGCAUCGGAGCCCGAGUCGGCCAGGAGGUGGAAGCGCUGAGGAGAAUCGGCGUGUCCGACUCGGUCGGGAUCGAUCUCGUGCCCUACCCACCUCUCGUAGUGAAAGGAGAUUUCCAUAACCAGCCGUUCCGAAACGAGAGUUUCGACUUUGAAUUCUCGAACGUGUUCGACCACGCGCUGUUCCCGGAGAAGUUCGUGGCGGAGAUCGAACGGACGUUGAGGCCCGGAGGCGUCUGCGUCUUACACGUGUCGAUAUCUCGACGGGCCGAUAAAUACUCGGCUAACGACUUGUAUAGUUCGGAGCCGUUGGUGCAGUUGUUUAAGAGCUCCGACUUGGUUCACGUGAAAAAGAUCGACGGUUUUGGAUUGGACACCGAAGUUGUUUUUCGUAAACGCGAGAACUGAUCCAACGGUCAUAAUUCUUCUACUUGUUUUUUUCUUCAAAAUAUAUAUUCUUUACCGUAUGUAUUUGCAACUUCUCCAAAUAUGGGAUGUACUGGGAUUUGAACCUUAACACGAAUUUUUUUUAAUAUUAGAAAUUAUUUGAUGA
Humulus lupulus (European hop) is the source of this 976-nucleotide messenger RNA. RefSeq lists its product as uncharacterized. Lineage: Eukaryota; Viridiplantae; Streptophyta; Magnoliopsida; Rosales; Cannabaceae. Gene Ontology annotation, molecular function: S-adenosylmethionine-dependent methyltransferase activity. The record is from RefSeq and is a predicted model, not a curated record. The transcript has a single exon. The coding region runs from base 55 to 831 and encodes 258 amino acids.